Messenger RNA from Zasmidium cellare ATCC 36951, 447 nucleotides. RefSeq lists its product as uncharacterized. Lineage: Eukaryota; Fungi; Ascomycota; Dothideomycetes; Mycosphaerellales; Mycosphaerellaceae. The coding region runs from base 1 to 447 and encodes 148 amino acids. The transcript has a single exon. The record is from RefSeq and is a predicted model, not a curated record.
AUGGUCCGGGUUUCCUUGCUCGACAGAUCGAAGAGCUGGAUUCGAAAGACCUCAGAUGAUGACGUACCUCUGAGACCAUUUGCAGAAUUCACCGGCUUGACUGUCCGCCAAGUCCUGGACGACGGCGACGAGUACAAUGAGAUCUCAAUCAAGCUUGAUUUCUUCACUGGACGCCGACGCCAGUGGAUGGAUAUGGAAUCUGCUUGCCCCGAGCCUAUCGUGCGAAUGGAUCAGCAGGACGUCAUGGCUGAGGGUUUGCUGCAUGUGAUUAUGCAGCUCCGCGAACCGUCGGAGGAGAUACAUAUCGACGUGGUGGACGACGUGAUCACUGCGAUGUACAACAAGAAGAUUUCGAAAUCGUUGAAGCUGCAGUUGGCGAGCGUUUCACGUACCUCCACGAUCAAUUCCAAGCUCCGAAACUUCGGUCAGACAGAUCUUGCAAUCUGA